AACGCAGCAACGCUUAUAAGAAACAUCCUGGACCAACCCUCUAGAGUUGACCUGGAUCUUGACCUCGAACCUCAGCAUUCUCUUAUUACUACAACUGCAUGCACACACAAACGGUAGCGACGACGAGACCGUAGCUGUGGAACGACUGUAGGAGAGAGCUGCUCGGCCUGCGGGCCUUGGUUUUGUUACACUGGCCGGUACCGCGAACCAGUCUGCAUAUCUGCAGUCUGGCAACUAUGGCGGGUUUGAGUCUGCCGCGACGACGAGCGUGCUUUCGCCCUCCACCCUCUGCCACCCGCUGAUGAGCACAACGCCCGAAAACAUCGUUCCGCCGAAGAAGCGCAAGAACGCGCCCAACUCGUCGGGGUCGAAGCCAGCGAAGAAGGUCAUGAGAGUGGGACCGCGAGAUAACCCCAAACCUGAUGCCAACGGGGAGGGUGACAGGGACGGGGAGGCUGCGAAGCCUAAGCGUGUGCGCACUGGCUGCCUCACGUGCAGAGAGCGGCACUUGAAGUGUGACGAAGCAUUGCCGCAUUGUAACAACUGCAAAAAGAGCAAUCGACAUUGCAAAAGAGGUGUACGGCUGAACUUCAUAGAUACGUGGUGUCAGAGGCCGCCGGUGCUGUUCAAUUUUUGGGGCUCUGCCGACUGGAAGGUCACAUUCAUGGACGAGUCGCGCGAAAUUGCGAGUGAAUAUCAAGGUGGUGCUGAGCGGUAUCCGCAUCUCAAGCCAGAUCAGGAUAUCCAGACAAGUCGGCCAAUAGACUCUGCUGUCGCAUUCGAAUACCCCACGACUACCACCGCACCACUACCAUCAAUGCACCAGCCGCUACCACCAAUUGCAGGACCGCUCCCGGAAACAUACUCGGAUCCUGUGCAACAACAACAUAUGGGGAAUAUGUUUGAUCAUCAGUCGAAACUGGAUAUGGCCCAUUUGAAUUCCCAGCAUGGAGCACAUCCACCUUCAGGAUCGACACAGCAUUCGCAUACCAACGAGUCCGUAGUGGGCAUGUCCACUAUACACGGAUCUGUAGCUAGCUACAAUGGUCUCGAUACCGACCUAAUCAAUCCUGACGCAGACAAAAAGGAGUGGCUCGACAAUCAGGAGGAGACUCUAUUCAUGCAGGUCUUCGUCGAGGAGGUCGGCUUGUGGAUGGAUAGCAUGGAUCCACAGAAACAUUUUUCUCGCCUGCUGCCGUUUCAUUCUCUGUCAGAGCCAAUGCUGCUCAACGCGUUCCUCGCCUGCGGGGCGCGGCACUUGACAUUGGUGAACCCAGUGUAUACAGAGGAGAAAGCUUUACAUUACUAUGACACGGCAACACGUUAUCUGCUCAAGAAUCUGCAGAAUCCCAUGCGAGAUACGGUCGUGUGCGCCACAACGGCUGUGAUCCUGAAUGUGUACGAAAUCAUGUCAGAAAAGGCGCUACAGCGGAUGAACCACAUUGCAGGUGCUCGAGCACUGAUUAAAGAGUGCGGCUGGAACGCGCGCGCUCAGGGCAUUGGGUCUGCUUGUUUCUGGCUGAACGUGGGGCUGGAAGUGCUCUCAUGUCUUCACUUCAAUUGGCAAGUCGCCUGGGAUCCAGAAGACUGGGGUGUGGACAUGGACUUCAGCCGCGAGAUUGCCAAUGGCCGAGAAGAGAUCUGGACGCACAGAAUGCUGUUUGUCGUUGCAAAGAUCUGCAAUUUUCGCGCCACGAUGCCGCGAGAGCAACUCCCCAACCAGCGAGAUGAGCAGAUUCGAAUGCAGCAACGGCACGAGAAGUGGUCGCAAUUGAAACAAAUGUGCGACGCGUGGGACCGCGGCAUUCCCAGGACAAUGCAGCCCAUGGCGUACCUAUAUGCGUACCAGACGAGCUCGAAGUCUCUCUUCCCCGAAGUAUGGCUGGUGAAGAGGACGACCAUUGUCGCACGGCUCUUCUACCAUACCGCACUGCUGCUGAUGGCGCAGAUCCAUCCGUAUUAUGGGCUUGACAAUCCGGAAAUGCAGGAAAUGCAGACACAACAUUCGCACAUGAUCUGUGGCAUUGUCGCGCAUGUCAAGGAUCGUGGCGUUGCAUCUGUGGCAAUACGCUCUCUCGCUCACGCAGCAGAAGUCCUCUCCGAUCGCAAAGAACAAGAAGAAGUGCUGACCAUCUUCGACAAGAUUCACAAGGAGACCGGCUGGCGCAUUGGCUUCGUCUAUAAGGAGCUAAAGGAGAAAUGGGGGUGGAACGAAGAGAUUUCGCCUCAGCAGUUCGCGCAAACGCACACUGCUGCGGCUCGCCAAGCACAAGAAGCUCAGGAUGAGCAACAACGACAGAUGCAAGACCAAGCUCGUCGGGCUUCCCUCUCCAUGCAGCAGGGUUUCAACUUUAGCCAUCUGAACGCCAUGCAACCGCCACAAGUCACACCCCCAGUGUCCACCCAAAUGUCGCCUCCCCAACAAGCUCCCCAACAGCAGCAGCAGCAGCAGCAAAGGUCCAGUGCAUCGGCAUCACAGGGUAAGCCGAGAAUACCAUCCGGCAUCCCGAACCCUCUGUAUGCCAAAGCCGACUUCAAUUUACCUCAACAUCCUUAUCAAAACUUUUACGUGGCGCCGAAACUAGCUCCUAAUAUGGGAUAUGGCAAUGGGCAACAGAAUAGUUCUGGUAAUGGAGGACCACUGUAUUAUGCUGCUUCCUGAAAGAAAAAAAACCCCCCUUACCUUCGCGUCAACAUACUUUUCGAACACACCCCAUUGCAUUUGUAUGAGAGACGAUCACAACGGAAAUCACAGUACGACCAUGAAAAUGAGCAGAUGAGGGAGGGGGAUCUUUUUACCAUAUAUCAGCGAGAAUUUGGCAGUGUAUGAAUGAAAACCUUUCCACGGCCGGAGGGAAGCCAUACCUCUCGGUCAGGAACCCCCGGCGUUUUCUUUUUCUUUUCUUCACUCGGAAGGUCAUUCCCCCAAAUUAUGCUUCCAGAGCGUUCGAGAAGGUAAAGCUGGUAGCGAGAGCUUGGUGAAUUCCCUUGCUUCCCACUUUGUACGCGCAGUGUACGAACCCCGGCAGAAGUACGCCUUGCAACAAUCGAUUCGAGCGACUGUCAGUCCUGCGUUUGUGUGAUGUAUAUGUGUGUCCCCAAACGCCGAAGCAAAUCAGACUUCAGCCCGAUAUUCGGGAUCGACCUUACUCUGUUUGAACAGACUCUUCCCCUUCAGCCAUUGUCUGUAAGCCUUGUACCUCUUCUUCGUCCCAUCCUCCUCACUGACUGUCAGAGGAUCUUCCUUGUCCUCCAGAUAAUCCAAAUAACUCUGAAAGUCUUCCUCGCUGACGCCCUGUCCCCCAAACGUCAUAUCAUCCUCUUCAUCAAAAUCGUACUCCGAAUUUCUCCCGCCACCUGCUCUCUGCACGUAAUCCACGUAGUCGAUAUUUGCAUCCGAAGGGAGCUCGGUACUGACUACCAGAGGAAUGUUCGCAGGAUGUGAGAUGUAACGCGUAUAUUCUCGUUCUUCGGAGUCCGAUACGUGGGGGUUCAAGGAUUGCCUAUGGAACUGAUUCAAAGUCCAGAGAUGCAUUUGCGCUUUAUCGGCGGGUUUGAAUUCCUGCUCUCCUAUGGCUGUGGCCGCAUGUACUUUAGUUGACUUCUCCCCGUGUAGUCGAUACACUGUAGGUUCUCGAAGAAUGCCGAGCGGUAAGUCGUUAUCAUAUGAGUUUGCGGUCAUCGGUCGAGGAACAUUAUCCGGCUCCUCCUGUAUCGUGUCGUGCGGGUCGACAAUCGUGACGCCUUUCCUCGGUCGCGGCUUCUCGGGUGAUUCCAAGUGCUGCAGUUUAUGAGGAUCUAAACGACGGACGAAGGGACUGAAGUCGAACUUGUUAUCGCCAAAUGGUCGCUCGGGCAGGAAAGACUUGUUGGUGGACGUAAUUCUGUAUGAGUAGACCUUCUCGAGUGACGAUAGUGCUGUAGGACGGUAGCAUUCCCUCCAAUAGUCAUCGAAGGCCGCGAUGCCUGCUGUGUGCAGCUCUUUCGCCACUCGAGCUUUGAGGACUUUCUUUGGGACAGCGCGAGGCUGGAGAUGCUCUGGAGUGUACCAUUUGAUAUAGUCGCGCCGCUCGCGCUCAAGCCAAGCCUUAGGAUCACUGUGGUGAAGAUAAUAAUCAGUUGCCAAAUCCCAGAGCAUCGGCUGUCCUUUUGCCCAGAUGUAGUUGCCCAGGAACAAGUUAUAUGCUUCCUGACGUUGGCCGUCAAGAAACGAAUUGUGGUAGUAUCGUUUGAAGCUCUCGACCAUGUCUCGACUAGAGCUCUGCCAGUGCCCCAUCUUGCGAUACGUCGACAUGGUGUUCACGAGGUGUGACCCCCCGUAUUGCAUGGCAAUAUUAUCGCCAUGAUCGUGGAACAUCGAAGUGAACAAAUUGACUGCGUCUGUAUCGUACGCAACUUCAUCCGUACUGAUGAUACCAAGGCAUUUCAACUGCUGCGCGAAAGCGUGCUUUCCAAUGACAAAUUGAGCAGCAUUGGUACGAUCGAGGCAGUCAACGCAAUUUGUCCUCGCGACGCCAUUUUGUGCUUGUGGCUCACACAGGUCAGAAUCUCCAUUAUGGAAGAAGCCAGUCUUGUCAAAGAUCUCCUUCGCGAUAGUCUCGAGGCCACCAAUCACAUCGCUAUUCCGACCUUUCGACGCCCGCGCCAUGUCGUAAGCCUUGUACAAUAUCCUCUUGUCUGCAGGCAACGAAGUAUUGAGAUAUGAAAUGCAGUCCUCGUAAGCGUCAAGUAGCUUUGAUUCUCGUGGAGUCUUUUCGCGAGCUUUCACAAGAUUCAGGCAAUAGAUAGGGCUUCCAUAACGACCAAACAAGUCGUCAAAGUGCAGAGCUGCUGGUUGAUAAAAAGGGUCGUGGAGGCUGAUCUCGAUACUCGGCUUCGGCGUAACGCCACUGUUGUCCUGCGUCCAGUAAAGGGGAACGCUUCCUCUGUGAUGCACAUAAGAGGUGUAUUUAGGGUUGGCAAAGAGUCUUUGGGCAGGAGCAUGGAAGGAUGUGGUGAGCUUCUCCGCCACAAUCUGCUCGGUCUCGACAUCGUUCGCAACAUAACCAAGGUCAUUGACUCCACGCUUCAAGAAUCGGGCUCCAGCGUAAAAGCGCGAUCUUCUGCCAAUGAUGGUGACGUAGACGGUCCGGCCGAAGACAUCCAAAGCUGCCUGCGUCAAGAACCCAUGGAUGAUUGGCAAGCACCAGUCAUAUGGAUGUUUGAGCGCGUUGACAGCGGAUUUCAGUAAGUGGUGGUUCCAUACGUACAUGCCAUUGUACUCAUGUGCUGCAACAGCAAUGCCCUCAUUCAUAGCCUGGCGUUGUCGAAUGAUGUUUAGCUGUAACGAGUGAGUGAUGUCGUACGAAUAGCUGAAGUAAAAGGACUUUGUCAGGUCAAGAUUAUUGAGUAUGCCCAGAAAGCGCGACUCUUCUGGAUUGCGAUCACGCAAGAAGUUGCUACUCGAGCCCGUCGUCAGUGGUAUGAGGUCCGUGCCUUCUACUUGAUACACGUAAUGACCUCCAAUCAUAGCAACUUGCUUGCGCUUGGUGACCAGCUGCAUGUAGUACGCUUCGGUGAAACGGAUAAAGCCGAGCAUGCCCCAGAAGCUGAACCUCAUCUUGAGCCCGCCAGUGGACCUGUUGCCUUGGUCAAUUGCGUUGAGCACGUCGUUCAUCUCUUGCCGAUCGUAGACAGUCUCAUCCUCGAAAAGCGAUAGUUGACCAGGAGGACUCGUUCGAUCGAUCCUCAACAGGCGAAAAGCCUUGUCUGUGAUAUCUGAACCAGUGAUCCAGUAACGGGCAUUCGUCUCGUACAGAGUGAACUUGUGCAUCCUGUGAAGACGAUAGUCGUCGUCUUUGACUUGUUCGAUGUCACUGGGGUCCUUCAUGUAUUGAUCAUCGUCUCCGGCAGCAUCAGCAGCAAUAUCCGCAGCAGUUGCGCCGACUCGCACAUAGAGAGGCGGAUCUCCACUGGAGUCUACAGAGUCACUACCAUCUUCGAGUUCGGGAGCGUCAGUGGUGAAAUCGCGAGAUCUACUCCCAGGGUAUGUUUGAUUCUGCUGGACGGCUGGUUGUCGCACGGAGGUGCUACGAAAGCCACUCUUCGCUCGUGAAGCUGCGCGAUCAUGCUCCGGCGAGUAGGCCCGUCGCGGGUCGUCGCCAUAUUCGCUGUCACCCGUCGGACCGGCGUCGACAGGACCUUGGUCCAUAGCGUCUGAUGACGGCUCAAUCACCUGUUCGGCAAACAGCUCGGCUUGCUGCUGUGGCACUUCAUGCCCCCCACAAUCUGCAUCAUAUGAUGAGGGACCGCGUCGUGUAUAU
This is a messenger RNA of Sphaerulina musiva SO2202, 6302 nucleotides long. RefSeq lists its product as uncharacterized. The transcript has 2 exons. Gene Ontology annotation, biological process: positive regulation of transcription by RNA polymerase II. The record is from RefSeq and is a predicted model, not a curated record. Gene Ontology annotation, cellular component: nucleus. Gene Ontology annotation, molecular function: zinc ion binding; transcription cis-regulatory region binding; DNA-binding transcription factor activity, RNA polymerase II-specific. NCBI's taxonomy places the organism in Eukaryota, Fungi, Ascomycota, Dothideomycetes, Mycosphaerellales, Mycosphaerellaceae. Bases 302 to 2662 code for a protein of 786 amino acids.